GACUAUUUAACACCAGAUGGGCCAUGAGCUCAUCCACCUAUCGUUGUAAUAAAAAAAAGGUCAAGUUGUGUGAUUUUUUAUAGUUAAUUUAGUAUUUCUUCAUCUUGAAACGUGUAAUAAUACGGAAUUAGUGACCACUUGGGAUCUCUGAGAUAGAUUGAGCGAAGCACCGAUCUUGUUAGGGCUAGUGUCAGCAAAGACUUUCAGGCUGACCCCAUGAACUCGGCCACCAUCUUUGGUAAAGUCAGAGUGGCCCCUCGAGGCUACUGGCAGUUAAGUAGAUAACAGAAUCAUCCAAGAAAAAUCACUAAGAUGGCAUGAUUUACUUUUCAUACCUACUACACGCUUUCGCUCUUUGUUCCAAAAGAUUUGACUGUACGCCAAUUUUUUUUCUUUGCCUCACCAAGAGACCGAUCGAAAAAACCAAAAUGUCAACAAUUUUGACUGUCAACAUUGUUGUAAACAAUAAACAAAGAUCACUCGUCGAAAUGCACGAAUUUUACCAAAAAAUGAUUUAACACAUAUAAGUAUUCAAAACACAAUUUAACAUAAUUACAUAUUAAAAUAUUCAAUGGAACCGCCGCCGUCACCAUGGAAGAGACCAAACGAAGUUAUGCAGCUACACAGACUGAAAAAACGGAAGAAAGCGUUACAGAAGCGCAUGAGACAGCCGCUAGCGUCGACUAGUGCAGAGCCAAGCGGUAAAAAAUGUUUAGACUUAAACUUCUCCAGGAUAUUAGAUGGAGAAAAGAGAAAAAAUCCAUUCUCAAAAAACAACACUCAAGAAUUUAAGAAGCCAAAACUAGAAGACACGCAAUUAGAUGAGUCAAAUGAUAAAACUUUAUUUGCCUUAUUAAAUUUACCAGCAAAAGUAACAGAAAAACCUACUCAAGAGCUCAACACGGAGAAGCUGUCUACAUUCUCAAAUUUAUUACAAAAAUUCACAGCUGAACAUUCAAUUGAAACAAAUCAAAUUGAAAAGAACUCCAAAUAUUUACCUAUAGACUGGGCUCUCACAACAAAACUUCGAUUAAUGUCUCCCAAGCCUUUUGCUUGGACAUCAAAGUUAAAAGCCAGUGAAGAAGCUUCUGGAAUCACUGGAUUUGUCCGCUGUCUGGACACAACCACAUCGACGACAUUAGACACGUCCUCUCGCGCUCGUUUCCACCAGACCUGCCUGUAUUGGCAACACCCACACUUACCCUGGUUAGAAAUGUUCCCGCGCUCUUCAGGCAAGGUAACAGCCACCAGUUUUUUGGCCACAAACGAGGAAGUCAAGAAAGCUUUAUACGAUGAAUGGACUGAGAGUUUUCGAUCAUUGUUUCAGUUAGUUCGUGCACUGCACUGCCCCUACUUCUACGUGUGCGCGAACACAUUCACAUGCCUCUUUCGUGCGGCCGGCCUCUGCGGCGUCUCUGAGCCCUGCGCCCUAAUAGCUCCCACUACUAGAGGAUUCCGACAAACUCUUCGCCAAGAAGAUGUCGAAUUCACAAUGCCGCUUCGACCAGAGAGCAAAAAGAAACUAAAUACAUCAGAUGAAGACAAACCUAAGAAUUCAUCGUUCGACAGCUGCUACGAGACGAUGGACGAUAUGGGGGUACGGGACCCACUCGAGGAAAAAGAGGAAGAUGAAGAGGACGACCAGUUCCUCACGCAGCUCGGUUUUGAGAAUGAUAUUAUUAAAAACAUUAAUAUUAUGCAGGCUCGUUUGACGAACUCUGUAGAGAGCAGCGUGGACAGCGCAGCCGAAUCAUUGGUUUUGGUUCGGGGCGCAGACGCACAAGCUUUGUUCAAUUUUCUACUUAACUGCAAAUCGCUCGUGAGCCCUACUGGGCCAUUUGCGGGCGUACCACCAACGUUACUGUCUCCCACCGCCUUCCAUGGAGGAACGUUGCAGUCUUUGAAGGUCCGAGAAAACACAAUACAUUCCGAUAGCAAAAAGUACUACUCGAUAGAGCUGCGCGGCCCAAUACUUCCCACUGCCGUACAUUCGUUAUUCAAAGUUCUUAAAACGAACUCGUCAGCUCAAUUUAGCGCCACUUUUGCUCACCAGCAGUCGACGCUUGCGUUCUCGUGGGCGUCAUCACUAAUGACUGAAGGUGAACCGUCAAAAGAAAACGAAGCGAACCACUUUACUAAAGCCUUUAACAAAGAGAACCUCUCAGACUGCGGACUAUCCGAAGACAUGUUGCAACACUUCUGCUCGCCCGACCCCGCAGUUGUUAAAACUUUGGACAGCGUCAAAUAUAACACAGAAGACGAUACUUACUCGUACUGAAGAGUUUUUAUUGCGAUUAUUGUUUUGAUUUCUUUUUUGUUUGUUUUGUGAAUUGAAUUCAUAUUGUGAUCAUGAAUUAAAUAUUUUUGAAAAGAAA
Molecule: messenger RNA, 2375 nt
Organism: Bombyx mori (domestic silkworm)
Lineage: Eukaryota; Metazoa; Arthropoda; Insecta; Lepidoptera; Bombycidae
Gene: hd
Product: protein downstream neighbor of son homolog
Exons: 10
Coding region: 572-2278 (568 amino acids)
Biological process (GO): nuclear DNA replication
Cellular component (GO): nucleus
Source: RefSeq, a predicted model, not a curated record